Molecule: messenger RNA, 5810 nt
Organism: Chinchilla lanigera (long-tailed chinchilla)
Lineage: Eukaryota; Metazoa; Chordata; Mammalia; Rodentia; Chinchillidae
Gene: Smarcb1
Product: SWI/SNF related, matrix associated, actin dependent regulator of chromatin, subfamily b, member 1
Exons: 8
Coding region: 216-1316 (366 amino acids)
Biological process (GO): chromatin remodeling; regulation of transcription by RNA polymerase II
Cellular component (GO): nuclear chromosome; nucleus
Molecular function (GO): transcription coregulator activity
Source: RefSeq, a predicted model, not a curated record
CGCGCGCGUUAGCGUCAACGCCCGCGCAUGCGCACUAAGGGAGGCCUGGUCGUCGCGGCAGCUGCUUAGGAUCCUGGUGGUAGCGCGAGCGCUAGCCCGGCCCGGCCUUUGCCUUCUGGCCUCGGUUCUCCUCAGCCGGGUGCCUUCUAGCCCCGCCCCAGCCUUCUUGAGUCCUCACAGCCCGGCCUUGGCCGCCCCCUAACCCCUCUGCCGCAAUGAUGAUGAUGGCAUUGAGCAAGACCUUCGGGCAGAAGCCCGUUAAGUUCCAGCUGGAGGACGACGGCGAAUUCUACAUGAUCGGCUCCGAGGUGGGAAACUACCUCCGUAUGUUCCGAGGUUCUCUGUACAAGAGAUACCCCUCGCUCUGGAGGCGACUAGCCACUGUGGAAGAGAGGAAGAAAAUAGUUGCAUCGUCACAUGGUAAAAAAACAAAACCUAACACUAAGGAUCAUGGAUAUACCACCCUUGCCACCAGCGUGACUCUGUUAAAAGCCUCCGAGGUGGAAGAGAUUCUUGACGGCAAUGAUGAGAAGUACAAGGCUGUGUCCAUCAGCACAGAGCCCCCCACCUACCUCAGGGAACAGAAGGCAAAGAGGAACAGCCAGUGGGUCCCCACCCUGCCCAACAGUUCCCAUCAUCUGGAUGCUGUGCCCUGUUCCACCACCAUCAAUAGGAACCGCAUGGGCCGGGACAAGAAGAGAACCUUCCCCCUGUGCUUUGAUGACCAUGACCCAGCUGUGAUUCACGAGAAUGCAUCUCAGCCUGAGGUGUUGGUGCCCAUCCGGCUGGACAUGGAGAUCGAUGGGCAGAAGCUGCGGGAUGCUUUUACCUGGAACAUGAAUGAGAAGCUGAUGACCCCUGAGAUGUUUUCAGAAAUCCUCUGUGAUGACUUGGAUUUGAACCCACUGACAUUUGUACCAGCUAUUGCCUCUGCCAUCAGACAGCAGAUUGAGUCCUACCCCACAGACAGCAUCUUGGAGGACCAGUCUGACCAGCGUGUUAUCAUCAAGCUGAACAUCCAUGUGGGAAACAUCUCCCUGGUGGACCAGUUUGAGUGGGACAUGUCGGAGAAGGAGAACUCGCCAGAGAAGUUUGCCCUGAAGCUGUGCUCAGAGCUGGGACUGGGCGGGGAAUUUGUCACCACCAUCGCGUACAGCAUCCGGGGACAGCUGAGCUGGCAUCAGAAGACCUACGCCUUCAGACCUGGUGCCCAGCCCAGGCCUCUGCAUUCCCGGGGGAGCGCUGCCUGUGAGUAUAGUCGUGGGGUCCACUCAUUCUGCACAGAGCCGAACCUGACAGCCCAAGAGCUACCCUAGAAUGGCCUCUCUCCCCAGAGUUGAUUUGCGUCCUAUGGGGUAGUGAUGUUUCGCAGGUCCUAGGAAUGGCAUCGGCAUGGUAACCUCCACCCCAGACACCCAUCGAGUUGGAAACUUCUUUCUAGACUCACAGGUGUAGGCCUGCUGCUCCCAUUAGCCAGGCACUGAGGUGUUGACCUUCACCAAGGCCAUGGUCAAGCUCCAGAGAUAAUGCUUCAGGGGCUCUUGGCAUCCUUUUCCUGAUCCUUGCCCUUGGUCACCAGUGUGCAGCAGCAUUCCUGCUCCUUGCACUCCAGGCGACCAGAUCUAUCAGUCUCAGCUCCUUGCUAAGCUCCUGUCUGCAGUUCUCAAGGUGGCUCCAGAACAGGCCCUGGUGGUGGCAGGUCAGGACUCAGACGAAUCCGUCCUUUAUCUUGGUGAUCACUUACUGUAUUACAGACCCCUGUCCCACUGUCCUCUCUAGCGCUGAAUGUGAAGGUUUCAAAUCCUUGGAAUUAAAGGGAGUGCCACCCUGCUAGAGACCUGGGCAAACAUACAUCCCCUCCACAGUGGUCUGCCUGGGGGUCUGGUAGGUAUUCUAAGCACCUCUUUAGGCAUCAGGGAGGACUGCUUGUGUCUUCCCAGCCUGUCAGGCUUGUUGAAGUCUUCACAUAGGGCACAGCCCAUUCUGUGUGUCAUAGCCCAUCUGAGCAUCCGGGAUGCUCCCCACAGUUGAAGAGGCCUGGGUAAGACAGGAUGGGGACCUUGGGCUGGGGGUUGGCACCUCCUAAAUGUCAUAGUCUAGGGAGACAGAACUGUGCCAAGAGACCAAGGACCUCUUAACUGUUCUCCUGGGAGACUCUUGUCAGCCCUGCCAUGCCCUGUGGGCCCUGCGUUCAGGUUACUACUGAAGCUGUGAACACCAUCCUGGCCUGUUGUCAGGUUUUGCUUUUAUAAUAACCUUAUUGAGAUUACAGUUCACUGACCAUAUGAUUCACCCAUUUAAAGUGCAUAAGUCAGUGAUUUUUAAUGUACGUACAGAAGCUGUACAACUACCACCAUAAUAAUUUUAGAACACCCUAAAAGGAAGCACCAUACCCCUUAGCAGUUGCUCCCCUCACCCACAGAUCCAGCACUAGGCAAACACUGCUUUCUGUCAGUGUUUACCAAUUCUGGACUCAGAGAAUAAAUGGAGUCUUAUGCUGUGUGGUCUUUAAUAACUGGCUAAGUUCUUAGCAUAAUGUUUGAAAAGAUCAUUCAUGUUGUAGCACAUCAAAACCUCAUUUGUUUUUAUGGCUAGAUAGUAUUUGAUUGUAUGGAUAUACCACAUUUUAUUCAUCGACUCAUCGGUUGAUUGACUUUUGGGUUCUUUCUAUUUAGUUGUUGAGAAUAAUCCUAAGGACAUUUAUGUGUGAGUUUUUUGUUUGGCCAUGUGUUUUUACUUCUCUUGGAUUUAUACCUACAAGCGGAACUGCUAGAUCAUGUGGUAACUGUUUUGUGAAGGACUGCCAGACUGUUGCCCAAAGUCGCUGCAUUUUAUAUUAACCCAGCAGUGUGAGGGUUCUAGUUUCUCUUAAGUCCUGGCCAGCACUUUUUAUUAUCUGUCUCUUUGAUCAGUCAUCCAAAUUGGUGAUAGUAAUUUGGAGUUGUAUUUCCCUAAUACUAAUGAUAAGGGGUUUUCUGUUUUUCAGCACUGGGAAUUGAAUUCAGGACUUCGUACUUGCUAGCCAGGCACUGUUCAGCUGAGCUAUAUCCCUGGCCCUCUUUUUUUCUGUAGUACUGGCAAUUAAUCUUGGGACUCUGUGCAUCCCUGGCACGUGCCUCAUCACUGAGCUGUAUCCCCAGCCCAUUUUAUUUUUUCUUUUGAGACAGGGUCUCUCUAACUUGACUAGGAUGGCCUUGAACUUGCAGUCCUUCUGCCUCAGUCCCUUAAAUAGCUGGGAUUACAGGAGUGUGCCUUCACACUGGCACCAUUUCACUUCCUACACAGUGUCCUUUGCAGGACAGGUUUUUAUUUUAAUGUAGUACAGUUUAUUUUUUAGUUUAUUCCUAGUACUUCUGGUGUCAUGUCUGAUAAACCAUUGCUUAAUCCAGGCUCUUGUCUCAGUACUAUGUUGAAAAAUUGUACUUUCCCCAGGGAGUGGACCAGGCUUUCUUGUCUAAAAUUGGUUGAUCCUGGCAGCCUGGGAGGUGUUGAUUGCAGAUAUAAGGGUGAUGUAGAAUAGCCUUGGGCAGGUCAUUAUUAGAGUGGGGCUAAUAAUACUUUUCAACUUGCCUGCUAUGUGAAGUCACAAAAGUGAUAUCACAUUGAAAAUAAAUCUGAAGCUACUGCACAAGCAUCAGUCCCACAGUCCUGUCAGGCAGGACCCUCCUGCUCGGGUAACUGCCAUUUCAGGAUGGUAGGAGUGUCUGGGGUCUCUGACAGCCUCACAGCGCAUGAGUCACAGUUCCGUCCGAGUGGGAGCACGCUGGCCUCCAUGGCUACCAGACUUCUUGGACUCAGGUCAGCGCCUUUCUGUCUGCAUGACCUCCCAAACCUGAGGCAGGCACAGGCUAGUGUUAGUUGCUGGCCUGUCCUUACAUAGUUGGCUUAAGCAGUUCUUAUUUUAGAACAAACCCACUGGAGUGGAAUCUUCCCAGAGUCAAAGGGAGGUAAACAAAGGGGCCUCCAGGCCUGCUUGCUGGCUCCUGUUUAAACUCAGAGGAAAACAUGUUUUGCUUCCCUCCACGUGGGCUUGGGGUCUGUGGCUGGGCCAUUCCUGGAUUGCCAAACCAAGCUGCUGAGGAAGAGUUGUCCCUAGGGGGUGGGAGCUGCCAGGUCCUUGGCUUCUGAGUCACCACCAUAGGCUUGGGCUUCCGGAGCUCAUGGGCCCGUGGGAGUGGAUGUGGUGGACUGAGGUUCAGCAGCAAGAGGUCAGGCCUGCUUCCACCAGAAAGCCAGGGGUGCUCUGGUUUUCAGUGUCAGCCUCACCCAGUACCCUGGCCUUGAUCAGGGCACAGGUCCCUGAGACCCAUGGCUGAGGAGAACAGAGCUCAGCCUGACUCUCAGGCCAGAAGAGGCCCUUAAAUGCCAGUGCAGGGCACGUACGGCAAAGAGCUGAGUGAGGCUAUUGUCCAACCUGGGAUGACACUUCUCUCUAGCCAGCUAGUCCAUGACCUUGAGGGAGGCUAUGUGAAAAGUUAUAUGGCUCCUAGGUACCUUCUUCAAGGGAUGGAUGUUGGCUCCUUUGAUAAUAAUAAUCUAGCAUGUGGGAAGCUCUGGGUUUGAUCUUUAGCAUCACAAAGAGAUUAAAUUUUUUUAAAAAAUGAACAAUUCUCCAGCAACUCCUGACAGCAAUAAAUAUUCCAUAUUCUAGAUGAAAACUCAGGAAGCCCAGCCAGGAACAUGUCCUAUUUUACCCCGUCAGUCUCGACCACAUACCUCUCUGAGACCUUGUCUGCCCUCCCAGAGCUGAUGAGCUGCUACAAGGUGGCAGGCAGCAAGUGGUCACAUACUGAUAGAGCUCUGACAGAGCCGGGAGGCCUCCUGGACUGAGCCCCAAGAGAUAGGAAACCUGCCCAGCUGGAGGAGAAAAAGACCAUGGAAGGCUAGAGUGGUGACAGUGGAACAGAAGGGCAGGAUCAUGGUUAGGGUGCUGUGCCGAGGCCAGGAUUUUAGUGCAUCAUAUAGGAACCUCCUUAGCUUUCCAUUGCACUUUCUUAGAAAUCAUGGCCCUGAGAGGCAGUGACUCAGCCACACCCCUCUGCAGCAUUCCUGUGUGUGUCCCGUUUCCAUCAUAGCCUUUGUCCUUACUGGCUCACCCCCACUGCUAUAGCCAUGUGGCCAGAGGAGGUUACAGAGGGCUCCUUGGGGUAGACUUGGGUAGUCUCUGAGGGACUGCAGUGGGACGUGGUCCAGGGAUAUGGUUUCUUGGUCUGUCUGCAUGCCAGCUGUCUGGUCCUGAGCAAACAGGCCAACUUCUAUGGGGUUCAGUGGGGAUCCCAUGAAGUAGUCUGAGAGAUGUCAAGAUCUGAGAUUCCUCUUUUCCCCCCUCCAUGCUGUCUCGUUAAUCAGUAGGUCUUGAUAGGCUCCAGCCCUGGAUACUAAGUAGGGCAGACAGGCCUCUGCCUCCUGGCUGUGCUCCAGUGACAGUGGCCUGGCCCACUGUGAGCAUGUCCCACUGUUAGGGGAACCACCUCCUAACCAGCACCGACCCGCACCCACCCCCAGCCCACCUCCCAGACAGAGUGACGCUGAAGGUGGCAGACAAAGGGCCUGUUGAGUUACUUUGAAGGGAGGCUAUGGGGUCCUGAGCAGCACUGUUACUGCUGAGGGGGAGUCCUGGUCUCAGGAGCAUCCCCCAGCUGCCCCUGUGCCUAAGGCUGCUAUGAAAGGCUGCAGCAGAGGCAAGCAGGAAAUGGGGAAGGGCCUGGGCCUUUCCACCAUGCCCUGCCCAUCUGCUGGGGGGGCGGGUUGCUGGGGACUUCACAGCUGCUGCUCUGUGAACUGGCCAUUGUUCUCUCCCUGCCUCCCUU